This is a messenger RNA of Castor canadensis (American beaver), 888 nucleotides long. The record is from RefSeq and is a predicted model, not a curated record. Lineage: Eukaryota; Metazoa; Chordata; Mammalia; Rodentia; Castoridae.
AUGUCGCGCGUGGUGUAUGCGGUAGCGGCGGCGGCGGCGAGAGCCGUAGGUGAAUACCGGGAGCCGUCACGGUCGCGGUGGGGCCGGGCGUGCGGGACGGGAAGCCGAGGGGCGGAGGAGGCCGCGGGGCGGUGGAACACAAAGGGCCCUAAUUUUCAAUGGGUGUUGAAUUUUUCAGGGUUUUUUCCCAGGCUCCACACUCUACUUUCAACAGGGAGAGCUUUCUCCACAUCACAGUCCUUGCAUCAAGUGGCAGGACCCGUGUGGAGCCUGGGUCGACUCAACCAUGUGGCUAUUGCAGUGCCAGACCUGGAGAAGGCCAGGGCAUUCUAUAAGAACAUUCUGGGGGCCCAGGUAAGUGAUGCGGUCCCUCUUCCUGAACAUGGCGUAUCUGUUGUUUUUGUCGACCUGGGAAAUACCAAGAUGGAACUGCUUCAUCCACUGGGAAGUGAGAGUCCAAUUGCAGGCUUUCUGCAGAAAAACAAGUCUGGAGGAAUGCAUCACAUCUGCAUUGAGGUGGAUAAUAUAAAUACAGCUGUGGUGGAUUUGAAAAAAAAGAAGAUCCGUAGUCUAACUGAAGAUACCAAAAUAGGAGCACAUGGAAAACCAGUGAUUUUUCUCCAUCCUAAAGACUGUGGUGGAGUCCUUGUAGAACUGGAGGAAGCUUAAUUUACAUUUUCAAGAAAAUUAGUUGACUUGAAAAAUCUUUAUUAAACACUUAUCAAGUGUCUUAUGAUACUGUUCCAUCACUUGAAGUUUCAAAGUUAAAAUGAAAUUACAGAAAGAUUAUGUACAUAUAUAUGUACAUACUCAUUAAUUUGAAUUUGGAGCAAACCUUGAUUACUAAAUAUUUCGGGAACAUUAAUUUGUGUUCAUAGAAAUAAAUUC